This is a messenger RNA of Condylostylus longicornis, 841 nucleotides long. It is a transcript of the gene Vps2, whose product is annotated as charged multivesicular body protein 2a. NCBI's taxonomy places the organism in Eukaryota, Metazoa, Arthropoda, Insecta, Diptera, Dolichopodidae. The transcript is spliced from 2 exons. Gene Ontology annotation, biological process: protein transport; late endosome to vacuole transport; endosome transport via multivesicular body sorting pathway. The record is from RefSeq and is a predicted model, not a curated record. The coding region runs from base 92 to 826 and encodes 244 amino acids. Gene Ontology annotation, cellular component: ESCRT III complex; multivesicular body.
ACAAAAUUGAAUCAUCAAGCAAAUAUAAUCAUACAAACUCCAACUACUGCGAUUUUUUUUCAAAAGUAUUUUAAAUAGGAAGAUUUUAAAAAUGGAUUGGCUUUUUGGGAAACGAGUUACUCCGGAAGAAAUGCUCAGAAAAAAUCAAAGAGCACUAAAUAAAGCUAUGAGAGAUCUAGACCGUGAGAGAAUGCGUAUGGAACAGCAAGAAAAGAAGAUUAUUGCUGACAUCAAAAAAAUGGCUAAGGAUGGUCAAAUAGAUGCAGUUAAAAUAAUGGCGAAAGAUCUAGUUAGGACCCGUAAAUAUAUUAAAAAGUUUAUGCUAAUGAAAGCCAAUGUGCAAGCAGUUUCUCUUAAAAUUCAGACAUUAAAGUCUCAAAAUUCAAUGGCAAUGGCUAUGAAAGGUGUCUCCAAAGCAAUGCAAAAUAUGAAUCGACAGUUAAAUUUGCCCCAAAUACAAAAAAUUCUACAUGAAUUUGAAAAACAAUCUGAGAUAAUGGAUAUGAAGGAAGAAAUGAUUAAUGAAGUAAUUGAUGAUGCAAUGGAAGAUGAAGGAGACGAAGAAGAAACUGAUGCUGUUGUUACACAAGUAUUAGAUGAACUAGGCUUGCAGUUAGGAGACCAAUUGUCCGGUUUGCCAAGUGCUUCUGGUUCGUUAGCUGCAACUGGUUCCAAAACACCACAAGCAGCGGCAUUAGCUGCUGGAGGCGGAGCAGUUGCUGGUGGAUCUGGCAACGGAAAUGGUGGAAGUGGCGGAAACACUUCUCCAAUGUCUGACGCAGAUGCUGAUUUACAAGCGCGUCUUGAUAGGUUACGGAAAGAGUAAAGUUCGAGAAGUUUG